CCUGCUUUAGCGAUUACUGCGUCUUUCCCGUCACCUCAACAGCUCGACACACAUUUUCCAAGUUUCUUGCAAGAUAUCCGACCGAGGCUGGGUAGCUGAGAACAUGGCGGACAGCGAUACCAAUCUCAACGGCACGACGCAGGGAGGCUCGGAUUCUGACAAUCGAGUCAACGAGGGGGCCGAAGAUUCGGCUGAUGCACCCGAAGCGGGUUCCACCAACGGCGCCGCCAACAGCGCCGCCUGCGACGGUGCAAACUGUACCAGCGGCCCCACCAACGGCCGCUGCUCCUGCGGUCAUUAUCAUGCCAGAAAUCCCGACCAGCUCAUGGCCGCAAUCAUUCAGAUUACCGGUCGAAAAAUGAGGCACGAAUGUUUCCGUUGCCAGUCUGGCGGGGGCCCGUGGGAAGGCUGCAUCGUUGCGAUUUGUGACCAGACCCAGGAACUCACCAAGGGCGCCUGCGCAAACUGCAUCUGGAAUGGGCUUGGCUACCUUUGCACAAUUCAUAGGCAAGAGGAAUUUCACUCCGCUAGGCAUGACAUUGAGAACGCCGUUGCCAGGGUGGAGGAUGCUGAGAAGAACCGUCCGGAUGAGGUAGAACGGGCGAAGGCUGCGCUCCAGGAGGUCAACAAUUUCUGGCGUGAGAAGCUGUAUGCCGUCCUCGGGGCUGACCUCCUCUGGUAACACCCUCGUUACGGCACUAGCAUCAUGAAGACGCACAAGACAAGCAAGGAGAUGUCGUUUAUUCUUUCCUUCUUGUUUCCUUUCCUUUUUAAUCUCUAUGACGAGGCGAGGGCGUUAUAUGAAGGGCAUGGUGGGGUCGUUUAGCAAUGUUUACUUUGGAGGGGUUGGUUGGCCGCGCAAUGCUAUAU
This is a messenger RNA of Phialemonium atrogriseum, 870 nucleotides long. RefSeq lists its product as uncharacterized. Bases 104 to 682 code for a protein of 192 amino acids. The record is from RefSeq and is a predicted model, not a curated record. Lineage: Eukaryota; Fungi; Ascomycota; Sordariomycetes; Cephalothecales; Cephalothecaceae. The transcript has 3 exons.